Messenger RNA from Penicillium chermesinum, 2247 nucleotides. RefSeq names its product OPT family oligopeptide transporter. The record is from RefSeq and is a predicted model, not a curated record. NCBI's taxonomy places the organism in Eukaryota, Fungi, Ascomycota, Eurotiomycetes, Eurotiales, Aspergillaceae. Bases 1 to 2247 code for a protein of 748 amino acids. Gene Ontology annotation, biological process: transmembrane transport. Gene Ontology annotation, molecular function: oligopeptide transmembrane transporter activity. The transcript is spliced from 4 exons.
AUGGCGGAGCAAGUGAGCGUCGUCUCCGAGCAGGGCUACCAGCACCUCUCAAAAAAAGAAAUUAAUACUCCUGAGCUAGAGUCCCCUGAGAUAGAGGACAAAUUGCCACACGACGCAAAAGCAACAGAAUUAUCGUCGUCUGACGAGGGUGACGCAGCCGGGUUCCAAGGCGACGACAAGGAAGAAUACGUCAAGGGACAUCCCGUCAUUCGCAAUGGCUUGGAUGUAUCCAAAUUCCUGGUUUCGACUCGCGACGAUGGCGACCCUUCGCUGACAUUCCGCUCUAUUGUCCUGGGGACCCUGUUUACGGCUCUGUCCAGUGUGAUCACCAUGCUCUAUACUUUCAAGCCGUAUCAGGUGCAAGUCUCUGCUGUCUUUCUGCAAUUGUUGGUCUUCGUGUUUGGGGAACUUUGGGCCGUCCUCACACCGAGCCCCGAUCGCUUCAACUCGAAAUGGCUGCAGGCGACGCUCCGGUUUUUAAACUUUGGGCAAAAGUUCCAGAUUAAGGAGCAUGUUAUUGCAUCACUGAUUGCAUCUUCCGGCAACAACGGCCUAAGUGGCAUCGAAGUUUUCGCCGUCGAACGACUCCUAUACGAUAAGGUUAUCUCUGCAUCGACCGCAGUACUUGGGACAUUUUCGAUCACAUUGUGCGGAUUCGUGCUAGCAGGGCUUCUGAGGCCGCUGAUUGUAUAUCCUGCAGAGAUGGUUUACUGGUCGACCCUGCCACAGGUUAUCCUCUUCCAAAGCCUCCAUUUCGACCGUAAGGCCAACAAGGCGCGCCUCAAGAAGUUCGUCUAUGCUCUCACGGGCUCUGCUAUCUGGGAAUUAUUCCCUGCGUACAUUAUUCCCUGGGUAGGGGGCGUUUCGAUCUUCUGCCUGGCGUCAAUGGGCGCUCCAACAAGUACUCGAACCACAUUCUCCAACAUCUUCGGGGGUGCCUCCUCGAAUGAGGGCAUGGGACUUUUAAAUUUCUCCUUUGACUGGCAGUAUAUUCAGAGCGCCUACUUGUCUUUCCCACUCAAGCAACAGUUUAACACCUGGAUUGGUUACCUAAUAUGGUACCCAGCACAACUGGGGCUGUACUACAGCAACAAGUUCGAUGCGAAGAAAUAUCCGUUCAUGUCAACGGCCCUCUAUGCAAGCAACGGGACCACUUUCUCCACGGUCAACGUCCUGAACGACCAUGGGAUUGUGGAUGAGGCUAAAUUGCAUGCUAUCGGGCUACCCCACUUGACAUCAAGUACGAUCUGGGGAUUCUUUACUCAGAACCUAGGCAUUGGGGCACUCAUCUCCCACGUGCUCCUCUUCUACGCUAAAGAUAUGGCUCUUGCAUGGAAGCAAGCACGAAGUCGCAAGCAGCCUGAUCCUCAUUACCAAGGAAUGCUCAAAUACAAAGAAGUCCCGCUGUGGUGGUACCUUGUGCUAGCGAUCUUGAGCAUCGUCGCGGGGAUUAUCGUCAAUGCCAAAGGCGAAACCACUCUUCCGGUCUGGGCAUAUAUCGUUGCGUUAAUUCUCGGAGCGUUUAUCGCACCCUUCUCCUGCAUUCUGUACGGUCUUUACGGCACUGGGGUUUCCACGAACCAGAUAUCGAAGAUGGUGGCUGGUGCCGUUGUGCCCGGCCGCCCGCUCGCAGGUCUGUACUUUGCCAGUUGGUCUCACCAGGUCAUCCUGCUCGCCGUCAACCUCGCAAAUUGGCUCAAAGUCGGACAGUACACGAAAGUAUCCCAUCGGGUCAUGUUUGCCACCCAGAUCUACGGCACUCUUCUCGGUGCUGCCCUCAACUACGCCGUGAUGAUCACUAUCGUGACUAACCAACGCGAAAUCCUCCUCGAUCCUAAAGGGAACAGCGUCUGGAGUGGCUCUCUUAUCCAGUCGCUGAAUUCACAAGCUACCACGUGGGCCCUGGCAAAGGAUAUGUAUAGCUUGCACGGCGAUUACUUCAUCGUCCCGCUCGGACUCCUGAUCGGAUUCGCUCUGCCCUUCGUGCAUUGGGGCCUCAAUCGAUUAUUUCCGCUGACGCGCAAAUGGCCCAUCAAUACGCCUAUUAUUGCGAUUAUGCCGGGACGUAUUACUAUGGUCUGGCUUCGGCGACGGCACCCGGGGAUUUACAAUAAGUACAAUUAUCUGAUCGGCGCGGCGCUUGAUGGCGGUUCCCAGAUCGUUAUCUUUAUUCUGUCGUUCGCUGUCUUUGGCGCGGGCGGCAAGCCCCGACCUUUCCCCACGUGGUGGGGAAACCCCCAGCGAUAA